This is a messenger RNA of Chenopodium quinoa (quinoa), 1656 nucleotides long. RefSeq names its product peptidyl-prolyl cis-trans isomerase FKBP19, chloroplastic. NCBI's taxonomy places the organism in Eukaryota, Viridiplantae, Streptophyta, Magnoliopsida, Caryophyllales, Amaranthaceae. The coding region runs from base 157 to 1230 and encodes 357 amino acids. Gene Ontology annotation, cellular component: chloroplast; thylakoid. The record is from RefSeq and is a predicted model, not a curated record. Gene Ontology annotation, molecular function: peptidyl-prolyl cis-trans isomerase activity. The transcript is spliced from 11 exons.
AUAAAACACAAACGGAAUACACGACUAACCUGAUCUGAAAUUCAGCCACAACAAUCCACAUGACAGCAUAUGACAUAAUGCAAUGUUCCUAGUAAAAAAAAAAACAUUAAUCUGAUCCUCCUUAGCAAAAACAGACUAGAUAAGCUUAGAGAGAGAAUGGGAACCCAACAGUUACAACUGCCACUGGCAUCAUCAUCAUCUUCAACUUGUUCAACCAUACUUUCUUCAAUUUUAUCUCACCACUACAAUUGCCGUAGCACCACCACCUCACUCCUAUUCAACCGCAGCACCACCACCAACACCAUUCUCUCUCUUUCCCUCAACCAUGUCAACCACCGUCGUUCAAUUCAACACGGCCGUGUUGGUAUGGAUGACUCGGGUAUUCCGGCUACCACUACCGCUUUCGAGGAUGAGGAAGACGAUGUACAACCCGAACCUACUCCUGAGGAUCUCGAAUACAUUAGCCAAAUUAAAAAAGUUUUGGAGCUUCUGAGGAAAAACAAGGACAUGCUUUUUGGAGAGAAGUUGCUAUGGAGAUUUGAUUGUGCUCCCUUUUAUGAUUCCCUCAAUUUAACUUGUAAAAGAGAAGGGGAUAAUGAUUGCAGAAGAGUUGACUUAAUCAAUCGAAGGCAAGUCCUAUUGUCAUCAGUUGGAUCCAUAGCUGGCUUUUUGAACGCUGCUUCCUUCUUAUCAGCGCCUCCUUCCAUAGCUGCUUCUUCAGGGUCUGGAUUUGCUGACAUGCCUGCGCUCAGGGGAAAAGAUUAUGGAAAGACCAAGAUGCGUUAUCCUGACUAUAUUGAAACUGAAAGUGGCCUCCAGUUUAAGGACUUGAGAAAAGGAACUGGUCCAACCCCUAAGAUUGGGGAGAGUGUGGUGGUAGAUUGGGAUGGGUACACAAUAGGAUACUAUGGACGUAUAUUUGAAGCUCGUAAUAAGACAAAGGGUGGGUCCUUUGAGGGCGAUGACAAGGAAUUCUUCAAAUUCAAAAUAGGAUCCCAAGAGGUUAUCCCAGCAUUCGAGGAAGCUGUCUUAGGCAUGUCAUUGGGUGGAAUUAGGAGGGUUAUAGUGCCUCCAGAACUGGGAUACCCUGACAACGACUACACUAAGAAGGGACCUAAGCCAACAACGUUCUCGGGGCAAAGGGCAUUGGAUUUUGUGCUGAGGAACCAGGGACUUAUAGACAAGACUCUAUUGUUUGAUAUUGAGCUCCUCAAAAUCGUAUCAAAUUGAAAGUUGCUGCUCUCGCUGGUUGUUGAACACUAUUUAGUUUUUAUUGGUACAAUGUUGUUUGAAAUUAUAUUAUUCUGAGACUUUCAGUGUUACUUGAAUUAAUCUACCUCUUCUCGCAGCCAGAGGUUUGCCCCUUGUAGUUUUGAGGUACCGAAAUAUGGAAUGGCAAAGGAGUGUGGUUCCUGCUGAUGUCGCCUGCAGGCUAAUGCUUAUGAUGUUUCCUUCUAUAUUGAUAUUGUUUUUCAUUCAUUUUUUUUUUAAUUUUUAAUUUUUUUUUUUUUUUUUUUGUUUUAUCCUCUUUUGCAUUGAUAGGCAUUUGUAAUUUCUCAGUAUUUUUCCAUAGAAGAAACUAAAUGCAAUUCUACUAUUUCAAUUGUGUUGCUUUAUAAUCAAAAUGAUAAGAACAAAUUAUUCAACUUUGAAUGA